ACGCCUUUCCAGGGCGCACUCCGCGGAACGCAGUCGGGACCAGAGCAUCACCGAGCCGAGAAGAAGACACCCCAGGCAUGACGUCCUUCAAAGCAGGCUCGCAGUCCUCCUACGGGAGGAUGUUCGGCGGGGAGAGAGUCGCGUCCAGGACGACCUUCCCCGGCCGCCAGUCCUCCUCCGCCCCGGUGCGCUCCUCCAGGGUCUCCUACGGGCUCUCCUCCGCCGCGACCGUCUACGCGUCGAAGACCCAGAGGCUCCGCAGCAGCGCGGCCGUGCGCCGGCUGUCCUCCGAGAACCUGGACUUCUCCCUGUCCGAGGCCGUCAACAGCGAGUUCAUGACGAACCGCACCAACGAGAAGGCGCAGAUGCAGUCGCUCAACGACCGCUUCGCCAACUACAUCGACAAGGUGCGCUUCCUGGAGCAGCAGAACAAGAUCCUGCUGGCGGAGCUGGAGCUGCUGCGGGGCAAAGGCACGUCCCGGGUCGGAGACCUGUACGAGGACGAGAUGCGGGAGCUCCGGCGUCAGGUGGACCAGCUCACCAACGAGAAGGCCCGGGUGGAGGUCUACCGGGAUAACCUGGCAGAAGAUAUCGACCGGCUGAGAGAGAAGCUGCAGGAUGAGAUGUGCCAGCGAGAGGAGGCCGAGGGCACCAUGCAGAAUUUCAGACAGGACGUGGACAAUGCUGCCCUCGCCAGACUGGACCUGGAACGGAAGGUUGAGUCCCUGCAGGACGAAAUCAACUUCCUCAAGAAGCUGCACGAUGAGGAAAUGCUGGAGCUGCAGGUCCAGAUCCAGCAGCAGCAGCACGUGCACGUGGACUUGGAGAUGGCUAAACCUGACCUGACAGCUGCCCUGAGAGACGUCCGUCUGCAGUAUGAGAACCUGGCCUCCAAGAACAUCCAAGAGUCUGAUGAAUGGUACAAAUCCAAGUUUGCUGACCUCACCGAAGCUGCAGCCAGGCAUAAUGAGGCGUUGAGAUUUGCCAAGCAAGAGGCCAAUGACUACAGACGCCAAGUUCAGUCCCUCACUUGUGAGGUGGAUGCCCUUAAAGGAACUAAUGAGUCCAUGGAGCGUCAGAUGAGGGAGAUGGAGGAGAACUUUUCCCUGGAGACGGGCGGUUACCAGGACAACAUCGGCCGCCUGGAGGAAGACAUUCACAACAUGAAGGACGAGAUGGCUCGUCACCUGCGGGAGUACCAGGACCUCCUCAACGUCAAGAUGGCCCUGGACAUUGAGAUCGCCACCUACAGGAAGCUGCUGGAAGGAGAGGAGAACAGAAUCACCACCCCGUUGCCAAACUUCUCAUCUCUGAACGUGAGAGAAACAAUGGUUGAUCUCAAAAACCACGUUGAAGCUCCAAAAACUAAGAAGGUUGUAAUCAGGACCAUUGAGACCAGGGACGGUCAGGUGAUCAACGAGUCAACCCAGAACCACGAUGACAUGGAGUAACACCAUCUUUGUCUUUGCGAAACAGUCAACAAAAGCAAAACGAAGGAACAUAUUUCCCCAGGGCUACAAGCAAGCCGACAACACAAAAAGCAGACCGCUUAAAAAAAAGUGCCUUUUACAUGUGAUGAACCAGUCAGACUGUUUUUUUUUUCCUUCCUCCUCUGCUAAAAGUAUUAUCGUUUGUUACAUUCAUUUAGACACAGUAAUGAAAUCACCACCACAUAGAAGUCCUUAUCGAGGUCUACAAAAAUCUUUAUUUGUAACCAUAGUAGUGUUUUUGGAUCCAUACAGCAUGCACACUGUGAGAAAUCCGAAUGCUAAAGAUGUCACAAUUGCCUGUGAGCAGCAAUAAACCAGAAAGACUGUAAACACUUCUGUGCAUUAGGUGCCAUACUAGGUGCGGGAAUUUGCUGUUAUUGCUGGUGAUACGUUUAUGGUAAUAAAGUAGUAACAGAAUGCCUUGUGUGAAUCAA
This is a messenger RNA of Gasterosteus aculeatus aculeatus (three-spined stickleback), 1924 nucleotides long. Its product is annotated as vimentin. Lineage: Eukaryota; Metazoa; Chordata; Actinopteri; Perciformes; Gasterosteidae. Gene Ontology annotation, cellular component: intermediate filament; plasma membrane; cytoplasm. Gene Ontology annotation, molecular function: structural constituent of cytoskeleton. The record is from RefSeq and is a predicted model, not a curated record. Gene Ontology annotation, biological process: intermediate filament organization.